CAAUUUUUAAUCGUUGCUUGUUUUGUUUAGUAGAUUAUAACUUUUUAGUUUAGUGUUUUGAUUUAGUUCGUUUCAUUCAUUCCGCGAUGCGUGACCAGCCUUCAGUUUUUUAGUUUACUGUUUCAUAUCACUCAAGUAGGCCUAAUGUGAAGUCAGUAAUGUAAGAGAUAUGUUCUGUUAGCUUUGGUUAAAACAUAUUCGUGUCUCAGACUAUUUUCAGUUACACAGUAAUCCAGUGAAGUUUUAUGUAAUUUAAUUUAAAAUUAACAAGUUUAUUUGGUAUAUUUAUUAUUCUCCUGGAAUCGUAACACAAUUACCUAGGUUUUAUACCAGCAAAUAUGGGUGAUGAAACUGUAUGCAAGUUACUUUUAUAUUUGAAAAAUAAUAAGAUUAUUGAUGAGAGUCUUUCAAAACAAAACUUUUGUGACUUAAUUUUUGGACAAAGUGAAGAGCGUCUUGAAAUUCUUCAAUGGCUUGUUUCUCAAUUUUCUGAAGACUAUAAACGUGAUCUACAACAAACUGCAGAUGUGUCAUAUGAACUCUUCCGAAAACUUCAUGAACUUGAACUAACUACAAUAGCGAAUAAACUCAAUUUUGUCAAGGGUAAGAGCUCAAUUGAAGAGCAAAGAGAUGUUUACCGUAAACUAAUUCGAGCUCUCAAAAUGAUUUUGCCCCAUGAGGUAAUAUUACAAGAUUGUCCUUCAUCAAAACAAGAGGAUGUUUCUUUACAGUCAGGACCUACCAAAGGAUCAUCCAAAUUAAAAAGGCAAAUAAAGCCUUUCAAUUUGAAUAAAGCUUUGAAAAACUUAGAUAAAUGUAAAAAAUUGCUGCAUAACCUGGAAUCGACAGAUGAUAAGAUUUCACUUGACUGCAUAGAAAAUGAAACACCUAAAGACAAUUUACAAGUGCCCCAUUAUUCUAAUGACUCCACAAAUCACCAAGAACCCUUGAUAGUUAAACAUGAUGUUGCCACAAACAACCUUGUGAAAUCGAUCUCUCUUUUCAACAAGCAUUUCAGACAUCUUGAGCCUCUUCACUCUGGAAGUGGAGAAAUUGAUCUCAUUUGUUCAGACUUGGGUGACAAUAUUGAGAAACUGCACAACAUCCUCAAGUCAAUUGGUGAAGUUAAAGCAAUGUCCCCUGAUGAGAUCAAUAUGGCGGAAGACGUUAAUUCAAAGAAAAUAUUAGAAGAUAUAGAAGCAUUUGAAAAGAGUAGCAAUAUAUUACAGUUGAAAAGUUAUAGAUAAUAAUGUAACUGAGGACCACUGUUAGUUAAAUGUUUUAAUAUUUUAAAUAUUAGUGCUUAAAAAUAAGAUUAUUUUUUUAAAUGUAGCAAUAUUUUUUAAAUAAACAGACUCAGUGACUGCCUUAUUCAUCAUCUGUACAAAUAUAUUUGAUUAAAAAAUGUUAACUCUUGAAGAAUCAAGUACUAUGAUAAAAGAUAAAUACUUAUUUUAAAUUAAAAUCCAAUCUUUCCAUGAAAUUUCAAUCAAAAUUCACAGGACAUUAAUUAUUGAGCUUUUAAUUUAAACAAGUUGUGCCUUACAAUGUAAAAUAAUGUUAUUGAAUUGUAUAUUAAUUAAUGUUUGUAUUGUUAUAAAUUUUAAUGUAGUUUCAUUGUUAUUUUAUUAAAGCAUGUUUUUCUCUCAGUU
Molecule: messenger RNA, 1652 nt
Organism: Homalodisca vitripennis (glassy-winged sharpshooter)
Lineage: Eukaryota; Metazoa; Arthropoda; Insecta; Hemiptera; Cicadellidae
Exons: 7
Coding region: 339-1247 (302 amino acids)
Source: RefSeq, a predicted model, not a curated record